GGGUAGGCGAGUACGUUUCGUGCUCGUCAAGCUGUGUUGAAAUGAACCUUGCCGCUGCGUUUCGCCACUAUGAAAACGUGUUAGGGAGGCUGAGUCGAGACCAAAGAUGAUUGUGAAGAGGCUCAAAACGAUCGCUCCUUGGACAGAAGACAAGUUACAAGGCUGAGAUUUCUCUCGACCUGAAGUAAGUAGAUUCUCUAGUUACAGAAUGAUGAAAGCACACUCUUUGUACACGAUAUGUGCCUUUCUAGUGUUUGCAGCAGAAGAGGUCACGGCGCAGAGCCCGGCAGAGCAGAUUGGGAAGUUACCAGUAUGUGCGCAAUCUUGCAUAACGACAGCGUUCGCACGAUGUAGAUGUAAGAUCCUAGAUUUUAGCUGUGCUUGCAACUGCAAUUCCUUCAUCCCCUUUUCAAAUGGUUGCACGGAUACCUCAUGCGCCGACUCUUACCUGAAACUCGUCCUUGACGCCCUUGAUGGAACAUGUAGGCCUUUCACGACGAGUGCGAUUGCCCAAACUCCAACCACCUCACCCACGUCAACUAGCCCCUCUGCCGUUCUUUCAAGCCCUCUCACGAAGUCAAUUCAGACCAGUCCGACCACCAGUACGGAAGCUCCAACGGGAGUUUUCGCACCAAGCGCUUCCUCGGGCAUCAUAGAUCCAAGCUAUCCCGGGCCAACAGGAGGUCCCGCAGAGACUGGAGCGGGAGGAAAUCCUUCAGCAAAUCCCGGAAACCCUUCGGUUCUAAGUCCGACGAUAAUGGGAUCAGAGACCGGGCCGGGACCUUUCCCGAUACCUACUACAGCAUCGUAUUCUACGUACUCAUAUUGCUAUCCAGGAAGCAAUGGAACGACAGCGGGAUGGAAUGCUAGCGUGAGCUGCACGGUCGGGUACAACGGGCCGCUAUACACUGGGAAUGAGGCCGUUAGACGAGUGGAAGGCCAGUCGUCGAUCAUUUCUAUGGUGAUUUUUAUCGUUGGGCUCUUCAUUCUAUAAUAUUCUUCUGUUUGUGAGGCAAAUGGUACCGCAAUUCGUAUAGGCAUUGCGGAAUGUAAAGGAAG
Lindgomyces ingoldianus is the source of this 1059-nucleotide messenger RNA. RefSeq lists its product as uncharacterized. The transcript is spliced from 3 exons. NCBI's taxonomy places the organism in Eukaryota, Fungi, Ascomycota, Dothideomycetes, Pleosporales, Lindgomycetaceae. The record is from RefSeq and is a predicted model, not a curated record. Bases 209 to 994 code for a protein of 261 amino acids.